UGUUUUGAUCAUCUGCUGCCGACGUUUUUUAUCCAAGCCGUAUCUGCCGUUGCAUUGGAAAGCGUGCCGUCUCUCUCUCUCUCUCUCUCUCUCUCUCUCAUAUACACCAUUCCAAACUGAAACUCAUACCAACAACGCCUGAUACCUCAUCGCUUGGAGGAUCAAAACAGGAAAGCAGUCAGACGACGCAGUUGCAUCCAUGGACACGUCAGCUCAACGCCGCCUCCGCGCCAUUCAAAACCACCUCACCUCCACCGCCGCCGGCAACGACGAGCGGUCUCUUCUCCGACCGAACAACACCGCCGGCGAGUUCUUCUCCGCAGAGCAGGGGUAUAGUGCAGUGCUUCCAGAGAAAUUGCAGACUGGGAAGUGGAAUGUGUACAGAUCUGCAUGGUCUCCUUUGAAGCUUGUUAGCAGGUUUCCAGAUCAUCCUGAAAUUGGUACCUUACAUGACAAUUUUGUGCAUUCAGUUGAGACUUUUCGGGACUACAAAUACUUGGGUACACGAAUUCGGGUCGAUGGUUCAGUUGGAGAGUACAAGUGGAUGACAUAUGGAGAAGCAGGUACCGCUCGGUCAGAAAUUGGUUCUGGUCUAGUAUAUCGGGGUAUACCAAAGGCGACUUCAGUUGGGCUGUAUUUUAUCAACAGACCAGAGUGGGUAAUUGUUGAUCAUGCGUGUUCGGCUUAUUCGUACACUUCGGUGCCUUUAUAUGACACUCUUGGUCCAGAUGCUGUUAAGUACAUUGUAAACCACGCUGUUGUGCAAGCCAUAUUUUGUGUUCCCGAGACAUUGAACAUUUUGUUGAGUUUCUUGUCUGAGAUUCCGUCUGUACGUCUUAUAGUGGUGGUUGGAGGGAUCGAUGAACUUCUGCCAUCACUUCCGUCGACCACGGGAGUUGAAGUUCUUUCAUAUUCAAAGCUACUUGGUGAGGGCCGCAGUAACCCUCAGCCUUUUUGCCCUCCAAAGCCUGACGAUGUUGCUACUAUUUGCUAUACAAGUGGAACAACUGGGACUCCAAAGGGAGCUGUAUUGUCUCAUGGAAACUUGAUUGCGGAUGUUGCUGGGUCAAGUCUUGCCGUCAAAUUCCAUUCUUCGGAUAUUUUUAUAUCAUAUCUUCCUUUGGCUCACAUAUAUGAGCGGGCUAACCAGGUCACCUGUGCGCAUUAUGGAGUUGCUGUUGGGUUCUACCAGGGAGACAACUUGAAACUAAUGGAUGAUAUGGCUACUUUAAGACCUACUAUAUUCUGCAGUGUUCCUCGGUUGUACAACAGAAUAUAUUCUGGGAUUAUGAAUGCUGUGAAGACAUCUGGUGGUCUGCGAGAGAGGUUAUUUAAUGCUGCCUAUAAUGCUAAGAAGCAGGCUAUAUUGAACGGGAAGAUUCCAUCUCCCAUGUGGGACAGGUUGGUAUUUAAUAAAAUUAAGGGAAAGCUUGGAGGAAGGGUUCGUUUAAUGGCAUCAGGCGCUUCACCCUUGUCUCCUGAUGUAAUGGACUUCCUGAGGGUGUGUUUUGGUUGUCAUGUUCUGGAGGGAUAUGGUAUGACUGAAACUUCAUGUGUUAUAACCUCUAUGGAGGAGGGCGACAAUCUUUCUGGCCAUGUUGGCUCUCCUAAUCCUGCUUGCGAAGUAAAGCUUGUAGAUGUUCCAGAAAUGAAUUAUACAUCCGAGGAUCGGCCCUAUCCACGGGGUGAAAUCUGUGUGCGAGGUCCCAUCGUAUUCCGUGGCUACCAUAAAGAUGAAGUGCAAUCGAGAGAAGUAGUUGAUGAAGAUGGGUGGCUUCAUACAGGGGACAUAGGGUUGUGGUCAGCUGGAGGUCGCCUAAAGAUAAUUGAUAGGAAGAAGAACAUAUUUAAGCUGGCACAGGGUGAGUACAUAGCUCCUGAGAAAGUUGAGAACGUAUAUGCUAAAUGCAAGUUCGGUGCUCAGUGCUUUGUUUAUGGUGACAGCUUCAACUCCUCCUUGGUUGCUGUUGUCUCGGUAGACCCAGAUGUAUUGAAAGCUUGGGCUGCAAAUGAGGGCAUUAAGUACAAUGAUUUAGAAGAAUUGUGCAGCGACCCAAGAACAAGGGCCGCUGUCUUGGCUGACUUGGAUGCCCUUGGAAGGGAAGCUCAGCUGAGAGGUUUUGAAUUUGCAAAAGCUGUGACUUUGGUGCAUGAACCCUUCACUAUGGAGAAUGGUUUGCUCACACCAACAUUCAAGAUCAAGAGACCUCAAGCAAAGGCGUAUUUUGCGAAAGCGAUAGCUGACAUGUACGCCGAGCUUUCAACGUCUGAUCCUUCGCCCCAGAAACUGUUGUGAAGCACAAAGGAAAAGAGAGAGGAAAGAUAGAACUUAAGCCAAGUGUGUCUGCUUGGGAUUCAUGGAGCUUACGGCCGGAAGUAUUGGAACAACGAAAACAGCAAUGAAACAAUUCCAGUUGUUGUCCCGUUGAAUAACGUAUUAACGUGGAAUAUCGAUUCUUUUGGUUUGUUGUUUUUUCCCUCGCAAAAUUAGAAGAAAGAAAUAAAAUAGUGAUUGGGAAAUAAUUAGCUGAUUCUUGCAAGGUCUCUCAAGUUCAUUGAGAACAUAUACCUCUUGUAGUCCAAAAUAAAUCGUUAUUACUGUACCAAAUUUUCAAAGUAACUAAAUUUCACAAACUAA
Rhododendron vialii is the source of this 2638-nucleotide messenger RNA. Its product is annotated as long chain acyl-CoA synthetase 6, peroxisomal. Bases 200 to 2296 code for a protein of 698 amino acids. The record is from RefSeq and is a predicted model, not a curated record. Lineage: Eukaryota; Viridiplantae; Streptophyta; Magnoliopsida; Ericales; Ericaceae. The transcript has 23 exons. Gene Ontology annotation, molecular function: long-chain fatty acid-CoA ligase activity. Gene Ontology annotation, biological process: fatty acid metabolic process. Gene Ontology annotation, cellular component: endoplasmic reticulum; membrane.